Drosophila willistoni is the source of this 630-nucleotide messenger RNA. Its product is annotated as hybrid signal transduction histidine kinase L. Bases 116 to 580 code for a protein of 154 amino acids. The record is from RefSeq and is a predicted model, not a curated record. The transcript has a single exon. NCBI's taxonomy places the organism in Eukaryota, Metazoa, Arthropoda, Insecta, Diptera, Drosophilidae.
AUGGUUAGCCGAAGAAAAACAUUAGUUAAUUUCAAGCAUCAAACAAGUGGAAAUCAUCAUUAUAGUUGCAGUAGCAAUAGCAGUACUUGCAGUAUUUUAAAUAACUCAAAUCACAAUGUUUUGGACGGCAGUCGCAUCAUCCACGUUAGCUUCAACAUCAGCUGCUGGCUCCGAGCAUGCAGCGGCCAUGGCCAGUGCGUCGCCCAACUAUCAGCAGCAGCAUAUUAAACCGUUCCCACGCUCCUCAACGUUGGCCAAAACAAACAGCUGGCAGAUUAGCCAUGCAGCAUUUAAAACGCGUCAGCAAAAGCAGCAAUUCCAAUUGCAAAUGCAAAUGGAGUUGGAGCAAGUAGACGAGGAGCAUCAUCAUCUCCAUCACCAUAUUCAUCAUCAGAACCAGCACCAGCACCAACACCAGCACCAAGUGGAUAAUAUUGGUGUCGACGACAAGAAGAAAGAACAAAAACAAAAGCCCCUCAAUAACAAUAAAAAGAAAAUCAGUCCAAAAAGUGAAAGUAAAAUAUUGAAAGCUUUUACCUCAUGCAAAUGCACACAGAGAGAGCAAAAAGAGUUAAACUAGAGCACAGCUGAACAAAAUAAAAAUAAAAAUAAUAAAAAAGAGACACAAAG